Dipodomys ordii (Ord's kangaroo rat) is the source of this 444-nucleotide messenger RNA. Its product is annotated as hemoglobin subunit gamma-like. The transcript is spliced from 3 exons. The coding region runs from base 1 to 444 and encodes 147 amino acids. Gene Ontology annotation, molecular function: haptoglobin binding; oxygen carrier activity; peroxidase activity. The record is from RefSeq and is a predicted model, not a curated record. Gene Ontology annotation, cellular component: haptoglobin-hemoglobin complex; hemoglobin complex; blood microparticle. Gene Ontology annotation, biological process: oxygen transport; hydrogen peroxide catabolic process. NCBI's taxonomy places the organism in Eukaryota, Metazoa, Chordata, Mammalia, Rodentia, Heteromyidae.
AUGGUUCACCUUACAUGUGAAGAGAAGGCUUUUAUCAACAGCAUUUGGGGACAUGUGAAUGUAGAAGAACUUGGAGGAGAAGCCCUGGGAAGGCUCCUGGUUGUCUAUCCAUGGACUCAGAGGUUCUUUGACAGCUUUGGAAACAUGUCUUCGCCCUGUGCCAUUAUGAACAACCCUAAGGUCAAGGCUCAUGGCAAGAAGGUACUGAGUUCCCUGGGAGAUGCCACUAAGAACCUGGAUGAUCUCAAGAGCAACUUUGCUCACCUGAGCGAGCUGCAUUGUGACAAGCUGCACGUGGAUCCUGAAAACUUCAAGCUCCUGGGAAAUGUGCUAAUGGUUGCUCUGUCAAAAACUUUCGGCAAGGAGUUCACCCCUGAGGUGCAGGCUGCCUUUCAGAAGCUGAUGUCUGGAGUUGCCAAUGCCCUGGCCUCUAAGUAUCACUGA